AUGUCUGCGACGAAGAUACUCCUUCCCAUUUUAUUCAUCACACUUAUACUACAUACGCACUUAAUAACUGGCGAAUGUAAGUAUUUACAAAAUGGUUACACACUAAGUAGGAAUUCGCACAGCACCACGCUACAGACAAACUGGAAAAGCAAUUCUCUCUACCUCAAGAAGAGCCUCCUUACCUUCAGGCGGGGUCGGCAACGACAUGUCUCUGCAUUCCUCGUUUUCGACAUAAUUAAGAUUUUCGGGCGCCUGUCUGACCAAGAAUUAUUAGGCCACGUUAUUUCGCACAACAAUGAUUUUAUAGAGCUGAACAAAAAUCAAAAAAAAAAAAAAAAAUGGCAGAAAUUAUUCCUUCCUAAAAACCACACCUUAAAUUUCGAAAGUUUUAAAAACUUUCUGAGACAGGCUGAAUUCGAAUGGCCCCUCACUAUCAAUACUGGGCAAAUAAAGAACCAGGGCUCAAUUAGCAUCCCUGUGUCCCCGAUCGUUUAUGUAGAGAACUGUCGAAAAAUUAGCGAGUUCGUCAAGAGCAAAAACAAAAACAAAAACAAAGUUAUCAACACGGGUAGCAGCGUGGGAAUGAACACGGCCACCGGCACAGGCACCAAUGCAGCCAUCAACACUGGAAAUAAAAUUAAUUUAAAAAUAAUUAACGACUAUGUGAGUGAGCAACCCAUUUCCAACGAUGCAAUGCAAUGCGUCUUUUCCUCCUUUAGCGACCUCCCCGAACUAACGAAGGAUCAGUUCAUAAGCAGAAUUCACGAGUGGGCCCCGUCAGAUGGGAUAAUCGACUGGUACACCUUCGUUUACAACUUGAAGGAGGAGCCCUCAGACAAUAUUAAAAGAUUUUUUGACUGA
This is a messenger RNA of Plasmodium knowlesi strain H, 861 nucleotides long. RefSeq names its product conserved protein, unknown function. Bases 1 to 861 code for a protein of 286 amino acids. Lineage: Eukaryota; Apicomplexa; Aconoidasida; Haemosporida; Plasmodiidae. The record is from RefSeq and is a predicted model, not a curated record. The transcript is spliced from 5 exons.